AUGGGGACACUUCAAUUAUGCAAAGAUAUUGUUUAUCCAAUUUCAGACCUGCCAACUGCCAGCAUAAUUAUUUGCUUCCACAACGAGGCUCUUUCCACGUUGUUGAGGACAGUCUACUCUGUUUUGGACAGGUCCCCUCUGGUGUUGGUACAUGAAAUUAUUCUAGUCGACGACGGAAGCACUUAUGGUUACAUUUUUUGCUUAUUUUUAGAUUUUUUAAAAGAAUCUCUGCAGGAAUAUGUGGAUUUGGCAUUUCGGGGAAAAGUUCGGAUUUUGAGGACUGAGGAUCGAGUAGGGCUUAUAAAGGCAAGGUUGUUUGGAGCUGAUAAGGCCACUGGGGAGGUCCUGAUAUUCCUGGACUCUCACUGUGAGGCCACUGAAGGAAGUGAUAGGACUCCUACGAUUGCUGGAGGGCUAUUUGCCAUUAUGAGGGAACGUUUUAUUGAAAUUGGGAAAUAUGACCCGGGGAUGGAUAUUUGGGGAGCUGAGAAUUUGGAGAUUUCGUUUCGGAAUUUGGAUUAUGGAGAUAUUUCUGAACGAUUGGAGAUUAGAAAAAGACUAAAAUGCCAUUCUUUUGAGUGGUAUUUAAACAAUGUUUAUCCUUCGAUGUUUAAUCCUGAAAAAUCGGUCAUUUAUGGGGAGGUUGUCUAG
Molecule: messenger RNA, 651 nt
Organism: Octopus sinensis (East Asian common octopus)
Lineage: Eukaryota; Metazoa; Mollusca; Cephalopoda; Octopoda; Octopodidae
Product: polypeptide N-acetylgalactosaminyltransferase 11-like
Exons: 4
Coding region: 1-651 (216 amino acids)
Cellular component (GO): Golgi apparatus
Source: RefSeq, a predicted model, not a curated record